AUGGAUGGUAUUGAUCUCGCACUUAAAGCACGUCUAUUGUGUCGCCAGAACCGUCUGACCAACACGUCUGGAGUUGCCCCGGGCUAUCUCCAAGCCAAUCUACUCGUUCUCCCUUCCAGAUAUGCCCCCGACUUCCAAGACCUUUGUUUGCGUAACCCGACCUCAUGCCCUUUGCUAGGGAUGUCAGUCACCCCUGGUGACCCGCACACGAUCAAGCCCGCAGGAUGUAUUCGGUCUGCGGAUUUCGACCUAAGAACGGACUUCCCCAAAUAUCGGAUGUACAACCACGGAAAAUUCGUUGAGGGCCGCUAUGAUCUCCUCGAUGUGUGGAGCUCAGACCAUGUGGGUUUUCUCAUCGGGUGUUCCUUUUCCUUUGAAGGUGCUUUGACGGCCGCGGGCCUGCAACCGCGUCAUCAAGAGACUGGUUCGGUAGUCGCGAUGUAUCGCUCAAACAUUCCGCUUCUACCGGCGGGUGUUUUCACAGGGGCGCAUUGCAUUGUCUCCAUGCGGCCAUAUAGGCCAGAUCAGAUAGAACAGGUGCGAGCGGUGACCCGGCCGUAUCUAUCCACCCAUGGUGAGCCAGUGGCUUGGGGAUGGGACGGGGCCAAGCAGCUUGGAAUUCUCGAUGUUGGUCGGCCUGAUUUUGGAGAGCCACAAGUCUUUCGGGAGGGGGAAGUUCCCGCAUGCGGUGUCACCCCUCAGAUGGCGGUUGAAUCCGCCGGUCAUCAGAUCGAUGGACUGGUAUUUUCUCACGAGCCAGCCAGCAUGUUAGUGACCGACUGGACGGUUGAGGAUAUGCGGAUGUUGCAGCCGAGUAAGAUGUAA
Penicillium maclennaniae is the source of this 825-nucleotide messenger RNA. Its product is annotated as DUF1445 domain protein. The record is from RefSeq and is a predicted model, not a curated record. Gene Ontology annotation, biological process: glutamate metabolic process. Gene Ontology annotation, molecular function: D-glutamate cyclase activity. The transcript has 2 exons. NCBI's taxonomy places the organism in Eukaryota, Fungi, Ascomycota, Eurotiomycetes, Eurotiales, Aspergillaceae. The coding region runs from base 1 to 825 and encodes 274 amino acids.